Molecule: messenger RNA, 300 nt
Organism: Microthlaspi erraticum
Lineage: Eukaryota; Viridiplantae; Streptophyta; Magnoliopsida; Brassicales; Brassicaceae
Source: the annotation of a GenBank genome assembly
AUGCCGCCGAAUCUGAGAUGUGCCUUUGCGCAGGGAUGGAGAUCGAUUAGGUCUCGCCGCAGUUUUUCUUCAUCGCCUGGUAGCAGAGCUUCCAAGGAAGCAGACAGGAAGGUCACCUUUCUAGGUCUUGCCAAUAAAGGACUCUCAAUGAUUGGUGGUAUUGCCUUAGGUCGACUUUAUCUAAAACAGCCUGGAUUAGAUCUUGCUGAGGAGGCAGAAGAAGAUUUGAAAAAGGUUGAGAAAAGAGUAAAUGCACUAAAGAAAUCUAUGAGGGGAAGAUUACUAUUUGUUUUGAGCUAA